CAGGGGGGAGGGGGUUAAAACCCAAAAUGACCCCUGCCCCAGGCCACGCCUCCAUGAAUGUAUAAUCUCCUAAGGGUGUGAAAGCAAGCAGUCAACAUGUCUGAGAAAAAGAUGACAUCGAGCCGCAGGCACCAUCUGAAGAGCCUGAUGCUCCAGAUCGCUGCCAACAUGCUGGUUGCAGAAGCAGCAGAGGCCGAGGCGGAGAAGGCAAACUACAUGGCAGAGAACUGCCCCGCCCUCUCCAUGCCUGACUCUAUGCAGGAGCUACAGGAUCUGUGCAAAAAGCUUCAUCAGUCAAUCGACAAGGUGGAUGAGGAGAGAUAUGACAUGGAGAGCAAAGUGAACAAAACCGACAAAGAGAUCGAUGAGCUGAAGUUAAAAGUGGUGGAUCUGAAAGGAAAGUUCCAGAAGCCGGUCCUGAAGAAGGUGCGCAUGUCUGCGGACGCCAUGCUCCAGGCCCUGCUGGGCUCCAAGCACAAGGUCAACAUGGACCUGAGAGCCAACCUCAAACAAGUGAAGAAGGAGGUGAAAGAGGAGGAGAAGGAAGCGGUCGGUGACUGGCGCAAGAGCAUCGAGGACAAGGCCGGCAUGGGCGGCAGGAAGAAGAUGUUUGAGGCAGACGCUUAAAAAAGGGGUACAGUGAUUUAAAUGCUGUUCAGUUGCCAAACCGCACUCCAUUAGCUUAGCCACGUAGCACCCUCCAUUCUGGCUCUCGGUAGUUACACACGGUGUGGGUUUCCACUUAGUUUUAUGCAUUUCGGUGGUGGUACUUUGCAGUGGAGCAGGCAGAGCUGGACAUCUGCAGCCAUUACAGUAUACAGUGUCACCUCUAUUCCAGUUAAAAAAAUCAAUGUUUUUUUCCUUUUUUUUUUUCUUAACACAAACAACAAAAUGCUGACAAUAAAGAAACAUAUCAUCCGACUUGUGUAAAUAAACCAUUGGAACAAAACAAAUAAAGCAUUCUGUUCAUUGUGA
Messenger RNA from Conger conger (European conger), 975 nucleotides. Its product is annotated as troponin I, fast skeletal muscle-like. The coding region runs from base 97 to 627 and encodes 176 amino acids. The record is from RefSeq and is a predicted model, not a curated record. The transcript is spliced from 7 exons. NCBI's taxonomy places the organism in Eukaryota, Metazoa, Chordata, Actinopteri, Anguilliformes, Congridae. Gene Ontology annotation, biological process: muscle contraction. Gene Ontology annotation, cellular component: troponin complex.